CAGCCAAGACACCAACAUUUUCUACCGUCGCACGGAACACGGACGAUAGCGUCAGUGUUGACCAGGCCCUGUCCCUCGCACCCGCAACAGGUACUCCGGUGUAGCCAUCCGUUCUCUCCAUGCAUGUCUGGUCCAUCUCGAAGAUAGCUGCGGGGUACAGACAGGGCCGGUCUGUGGCUAAUUCUUCCGAACGCCACCAUGCAUGGGAGCGGCACGAAGGAUCUUUUCCCACGAGUUGGGUGUGUUUCAAAGUGGACGGCUCAAGGCGUCCAUGCUGCCACUGGCCGUCGAUGUUGAAAGAAAAGGGCGGUUUCCGGUCAGACAUUCGAAAUAGGUAUGUCGUGGACUGGAUCGAGGACGGGAAGAAAAUUCUUUUAGCCACCUGUACAGCCUCAGGGGCACGGCAACGUUGUCCAUAUGGCGAAUCACCCAUUCACACCCUGUCUCGCUGCUGGGUCACUCCCCACUGCUCGGGAUCCAGGACGGGCUCUAGACAUUCUUCGGGUCAGAUUCUGGAGACAAAUCUCGUCGCGCAUGGAAUUUUCCCGGGUAUUUUGAGUAACUGGGGCGUCGACGGCUCAGCAGCGAGUAUCUCCAUCGAGACCCGAAGAUGGAAUGGAGAAAAGAAUCUAAUUAUAACCAACAACGCGGUCUAGAUGAAGGGAGGAUCGUUAAUGUUCACAAGGAUGCAUAGGGCCCGUCCUGACUCAGCGGUUCCUACGCGCUGUCUGGACCAAUCAGAAUAGGGAUCGUCGCACCGUCAUUUCGCGCGUUCCAAAUUCACCUCCAAUCAUCCUUCAUCUCUCGACUCUCCCAAAUUAAAUUAGAUGAAAUGGAUGUGUCUCUCAGUCUGCAAUGGUGAGGAUUCGCCUCGACUGAUCGUCCCGUCCCAAUUAUCCAGCGAAUGAUGACACUGGGAAUGCUCCAGCUGCCCCCUCCUCCAUACCACAGUGGAGACCGACCAUUCUCCGGCCGCUCAUCGGAUACACGCUGCUCGCUACGCAGACUA
Molecule: messenger RNA, 1009 nt
Organism: Aspergillus campestris IBT 28561
Lineage: Eukaryota; Fungi; Ascomycota; Eurotiomycetes; Eurotiales; Aspergillaceae
Exons: 1
Coding region: 120-656 (178 amino acids)
Source: RefSeq, a predicted model, not a curated record